CAGCUGUUUUCAAUUAGAAGUGAUUCCAGAGUUUCCUGGGAUUCCUGCAGACGGUGUGCAGGCUGAAGCUGGAAAGAGAGUUGGGACCAGACCAGAUCCGAUCGGGUUUCCUUCAUGAUGACUGCAGUUCUCAACUCAUCUCAGGAGGACGAUUUCCAGCCUGUUGACAUGGACCUGACCUGUGCUGUUUCUCCGGGAGAAACUUCAGUUCAGCAGAUGGAGACAUCUGGAGAUGCUGAUAAACAUCAGAUGAUGAGAGUUUAUUUGAGGAUUCGACCAUUUUCGAAGAAGGAAUUUUCUGACAACGAGGAUCAGGACUGCGUCAUCAUCGAUGAUGACCAAACUGUGACCCUCAAAGCACCGAAGGGCUCGGCCACCAUGAAGAGCAGCAAGAAAGGAAUCGGAACGUCAAUCCACAAGUUCUCCUUCUCAAAGAUCUUUGGACCUGAGACAACGCAGGCAGAACUGUUCGAGGCCACCGUCAGAGACCAGGUGCUGGACUUCCUGGAUGGAGGCAACGCUCUGAUCUUCAGCUAUGGCGUCACCAACACCGGGAAGACCUUCACCAUUCAAGGAACCCCGCAAGAGCCUGGACUAUUACCCCGGCUGUUGGAGGCUGUGUUUCAUCACAUCGCAGGUCGUCAGUAUGAGGAGAUGGAUCUGAAACCAUUUCUGAGGAACGGCGUCCAGCAUCUGGAUGUGGAUCAGGUCAAACUGGAGAAAACCAACAAAACAGCUGUUUUUGCCUCCAUCAGAGACGAAUGUGAUCGACCAAAAACUACCAACUGUUCUGAGACCAGUUCUGAGACCAGUUCUGACUCCACUGGGUUGCUACCUCCAUCCUGCUGUCCAACAGUCCUGACCAGUAAUGCACCAGAACCCCCCAGUACUGACCUGUUUGCCCUGUGGGUGGGAUUCUUUGAGAUCUACAAUGAGAGUGUUUAUGACCUGCUUCAGCCAUCCAAGAAACGUUCAUCUCUUCGUGUCUGUGAUGACUGCGCUGGAAACGUUUACAUUAAAGACCUGAGGUGGAUCAACGUCCAGAAUCUAAGUGAAGCCUGGAAAUUGGUCCAGGUUGGGAAUAAAAACCGGAGCGCUGCGUCCACCAGGAUGAACCAGUCGUCCAGUAGAAGCCACGGCAUCUUCACUAUGAAGCUCCUGAAGGUUGAAGUAGGAGCCGUUAAAACUGUGUCAGAGUUUUCUCUCUGUGACCUUGCUGGAUCGGAAAGAUGCAAUAAAACCAAGACAUAUGGAGAAAGGCUGAAGGAGGCCGGGAAUAUAAAUAAUUCCCUUCUGAUUCUUGGGAAGUGCAUCAGCGCACUGCGUUGCAGUCAGACUGACAGAAUGAGGAAGAUCUACGUUCCCUUCAGAGAAAGCAAGCUCACCAAACUUUUCCAGGCCUACUUCUGCGGAAGCGGACGAGCCUCCAUGAUCGUCAACAUCAACCAGUGCAGCUCUACCUACGACGAAACUCUCCACGCCAUGAAGUUCUCAGCUUUAGCCAAACAGGUGGUCCAGGUGAUCCCAGACAGACCUCCGGAUCUGCCUCCCUGUCUGUUUGGCCAAGACGGGAAACCUCUGCUGAGGAACAGCGAGAUCGACAACCAGGUCCUGGAGAGCUUCCUCUCUGCAGAGGAAGAGGAAGCUGACAUAACUCUGCUGCCUCAGGCUGAGCUUCUGAGCAUAGUUGAAAAUCUGAAAACUAAACUCCUGGCUGAGCGACGGAAAAACCUGGUCCAGGAAGUGGAAAUACGCAAAGAGAUGGGAGAUGCCAUGUUGCAGCAGCUCAUGGAGAGCGAAGAACUUCGAAUGCGGCAGAUAGAGGAACUGAAGGAGAGCCAUGCAGAAAAGCUGGAGAAAACGUUUGAGCUCUACAAAGAUGCCAUCAAAGAUUACGCUUAUCAGUGCGCCCUGAGCAGCCUGGAAGAUGACUACGUACCUCUGGACCAGUUCACAGCUGAACAGAACAAAGUGGAGGCUCUCAGACGGGAAGUUUCUGUUUUGGAAAUGCUGGUAUCCAGCAGACAAGGACAAGCUCCAACAGCGGACCAGUCAUGUCAGACUGAAUUGUCCAAAGAUGCUGAAGAAGCAGAAAAGGAGCGAUGGGAGCGUCUGUACAGGGAGAAAUGUGCGGUGGAGAAGAUGUGUGAAGACAAGCAGCAGAUCAUUGUGUCCCUGGAUAGGAGGCUGAUGGAGCUCAGCAGGACGCUGGAGGACAUCAGGAACAGCUUCCUGGAUAAAUCAGCCGAGCUGGAGAAAUUGCAGAGGAAGGCAGAUGAACAGCUGGAAUCCAUGGAGGAAAUCCUGUGGCAGAAUGCUGAUAAGGACCGGGAGAUUUCCUCUCUUAAGGAUCAGAUUUCCAAGUUAUCCAAGAAGUCUCCCGUCAAGUCCAGGACCAGACGUUGGCCAAUAUCAGGGAAGCGGUGAUGUCUACUCAGAAAACUGCGCCCAGCAGAAGUCUCUGGAAAUCUAGCCAGAUUCCACAAACCUAAAACAGCUGCAAAUCUGGUUUUAUUACUGUUUUUGUUUUGUUUUUGUUUUUUUUACCAGGAAGUCUUUUGUAAGUUUUU
This is a messenger RNA of Melanotaenia boesemani (Boeseman's rainbowfish), 2570 nucleotides long. RefSeq lists its product as uncharacterized. Lineage: Eukaryota; Metazoa; Chordata; Actinopteri; Atheriniformes; Melanotaeniidae. Gene Ontology annotation, cellular component: kinesin complex; microtubule; nucleus. The transcript is spliced from 18 exons. The record is from RefSeq and is a predicted model, not a curated record. Bases 115 to 2427 code for a protein of 770 amino acids. Gene Ontology annotation, biological process: microtubule-based movement. Gene Ontology annotation, molecular function: microtubule binding; microtubule motor activity; ATP binding.